AUGGCCAACAGCAGUGAGAAUUGCAGUUUCACAGCCAUUGACAGCCUGGCAUGGAGCGUGCAGCUGGGGCUCUCCAUCCCCACCUUCAUCCUGGGGCUGGUGCUCAACAUUCUGGCCCUGUUGGUGUUCUGCUGCUUUUGGAGGAAGCAGAGCAAGACCUCGGUGUACAUGAUCAGCCUGGUGCUGGCAGACGUCCUGCUGCUCCUCUCGCUGCCACCAAAGCUGUACUACUCUGUCACCAGGGUGCCUGGCCUGCUGUGCUCCUUCAUACAGGCUCCUUACUUCGUCAACACCUACACCAGCAUCUUCAUCAUCGUCUGCAUCACCGUGGACAGGUACAUCUGCAUUAGGCACCCCUUUGAAGGCCGAGCUAAGCAAUCCCCCAGGUGCGCUGUGGUGAUUUGCUGCCUCAUCUGGGCAGCAGCUUGGAUCUGCAGCAUCCCAAUUUUUGUGUUUCAGAAGAAGGAACCUAUUAGAUGCUUUCACAACAUGUCAAGCCAGACAUGGAGUGUCCCCUUCAUUGUUUCUGUGGAAAUAUUUGGGUUUCUGAUCCCGCUUGCUGUGAUGGUUUUCUGCUCUGCUCAAACCAUCUGGAUUCUCCUGAAUCGCAAAACUCAUGACAAAAAGAAGAAGGUAGAAGAGAGUGGCUCAUUGAGAGUAAUUGUCAUCAACCUGGUGGUGUUCCUGGUGUGCUUCACACCCGUCCACCUCGGGAUCCUGCUGCAGUGCCUGGUGAGGCAGCACGUGAUCGUGGGCUGCAGGGUGAAGCAGACCAUCAGCCUCUUCCUCCAGGUGUCCAUGACAUUUGCCAACCUGAACUGCUGCCUCGAUGCCAUCUUCUACUAUUUUGCUGCAAAGGAAUUCUGUAGGAGAACGCACCUGAGGAGGGUCAUUGAGCUGUGUCCUGUCCUUAACCCUUGUGCCAUGCGAUGGCACUGCCAGCAGUGGGACAAUGCCCCUUGUGAGGACACUGACAGUGCUGUGCCUGACCUGGCAGGGACUCUGCCACAGGGAGAAGGACAGUGA
Messenger RNA from Camarhynchus parvulus, 1026 nucleotides. RefSeq names its product G protein-coupled receptor 55 (gene GPR55). The record is from RefSeq and is a predicted model, not a curated record. Bases 1 to 1026 code for a protein of 341 amino acids. The transcript has a single exon. Gene Ontology annotation, biological process: positive regulation of Rho protein signal transduction; phospholipase C-activating G protein-coupled receptor signaling pathway. Gene Ontology annotation, molecular function: G protein-coupled receptor activity. Gene Ontology annotation, cellular component: membrane. NCBI's taxonomy places the organism in Eukaryota, Metazoa, Chordata, Aves, Passeriformes, Thraupidae.